Notothenia coriiceps (black rockcod) is the source of this 2395-nucleotide messenger RNA. RefSeq names its product radial spoke head 10 homolog B (gene rsph10b). Bases 48 to 2249 code for a protein of 733 amino acids. NCBI's taxonomy places the organism in Eukaryota, Metazoa, Chordata, Actinopteri, Perciformes, Nototheniidae. The transcript is spliced from 19 exons. The record is from RefSeq and is a predicted model, not a curated record.
GUGAGGAUCCUAGCUUUCGCGACAGACAGGUAAAUAAACAGCGCAAAAUGAAACAAGGGAAAGAAAAUAAAACUAAAACUACGUUAAAAAACAAAACGGAAAAUACGUGCGGAAACUCAGACCUACCUCAUACAGCGGAAGAGACGCAUAUAAGGAAAGUAGUGAGCUGUCCUCCUGUUUUAACCGUGAAUUCAGCGGAUGUGGACCUCCAAGAUAAUGAUUUUUAUGAACUUCCCACCUUUUUUAACUUAACUGUACAAAGAUAUGAAGGGGAAACCUGUGAAGGCCUGUUUCAUGGAGAAGGGGUUGCCUGUUUUGAAGGAGGCCACGUGUACAAGGGGAUGUUUUCCAAGGGACUUAUGGAGGGACCUGGUGUCUUUACACAGGCAGGUGGAUUAAAAUAUGAGGGAGAAUUUGUCUGCAACAUGCUGGUGGGACGGGGCACCUUCACCUGGCCGGAUGCCAGCUCCUAUGAGGGGGAAGUACUCAAUGCUAUACGACAUGGCACUGGAACCUACCGAUGUGCAGACAAUGGUGUGUCGUACACCGGGCAGUGGGAUCAGGGCAAGAGGCACGGAAAGGGUGUAGUGUAUUUUAAACAGGAUAAGAAGACAUCUUGGUACAAAGGAGAUUGGGUGAAGAACAACAGAGAGGGAUGGGGAACAAGAUGCUACCCCUCUGGUAACACUUACUCUGGGGAGUGGAAGAACAACCUGAGACAUGGAGAGGGCUCCAUGAGGUGGCUCAAACUGGGACAGCAGUAUGUUGGGAUGUGGCAGAAUGGAGUCCAGCAUGGGAAAGGCACGCAUGUCUGGAUCCUGAGGCGAGCGGAUGGGUCUCAGUAUUCCCAGAGAAAUCAGUACACAGGAGAUUUCGUUCAGGGUCAGAGGCACGGGCAGGGAACCUUUUACUACGCUGGGGGUGCGAUAUACGAAGGAGAAUGGAGGAAUAAUAAGAAACAUGGGAAGGGAAAAUUCACUUUUGAGGACGGACAUGUUUUUGAAGGAGAGUUUGUCCACGAUGAGAUGAAGACAAACAACCUGAACGGAAACAAAGCUCCCACUUCUCGGCCUGGCUCAUCUAUCUUAGGGCCCGACAUGGCUCUAAACAUUGAAUGUCUUCUGGAGAAAAUCCCUGAGAGAAAUCGAGACACCGAGCGCAAAGAGGUGGAGUGUGUGGUGCUGAGGAAGGCCAGAGAGCUGAGGUCCAUCUAUAGUUUCUACAGCCGACUGGGCCAUGCCCCCUCCCCAGAUAACAGCUUCCUGAUGUCCCGCCUGCAGCUGUGGCGCCUGCUCAAAGACUGCAACGUCCACCAUCACAGCAUCACUCUCACACAGAUAGACAAUUUCAUCAGAGGGGAUGAGACAUCCGCAGAGAUCCACUCUCCUUUCACUCCCAUGCUUCUGCGCAGGACCCUCAGCUGUCUAGUGGUUGUGGCGUAUCACAUCUACCAUAAGGACGUGGUGUCACAAAACCACCUUCUGGCAGACUGCUUUUCCAAACUGAUGACAGACAACAUCAUUCCUAAUGCGAGUAAUGUAAAAGGCUUCAUGUUUAGGCACCCAGACUGUGCAGAGGUGGCUGUGAGUUACUUAGAGAGGUGCUGGGAAGUCUAUCAGGAUUACUGCAGAGUCAUUGCAGCGCCCAGAGAGGACCGGACCAUGACCUGCCGACACCUCCUGUGGAUGUUCAAGGAUCUCCAUCUGCUGGACAGUAACCUGAGCACAGCCAGAUUGCUGCAGAUCAUCACUGCAGAGAGCCAGGACCCCAGCAACACGUCCGCCUGUCUGGAUCUGGAGAUUACAUUCCUGGAGUUUUUUGAGGUACUUCUGGGCUCUGCUGAAGUGAAGUGUCAGCAGGUUUCGCCAUCCAGCGCUGAAACCAAAGCCAGGAGCGAUCUACCUGAGAAAAGUGACAAGGCAGAAACAUCCAAUGCUCAAGACAUGGAGAGUCAACAACAGGUCAGGGCUAAAGUCAGAGAGAGACCUCAGUCUGCAGGGCAAAGAGAUGGAGGAAAGGUUGUUCAAACCAGAGGGGUGAGAGCCCAAGACCAUGAGGUGGAGAUCUGGAAUCAGACGAUCCAUCAAUUCUUCAACCACUUCUUCUUCCCGGCUUUUGAACAUUACCAGUUAGUGUCCAGAAACAUGAAGGACGAGAAGCUCCGGCAGGACUCCCAGAGACACAUCGCUGAGGCCCAGGCCCGACAGAGAGCCAGGGAAAUUCUGGAGUCAGAGCAGCGACAGCAAUAAGAGACAAGAAAACACACGCUAGGAAGGUAGAGGAAGCUGGAGCUGCAGCAGAGAAACCUGAAGACAGCAGCAUAAAACUCACUGUUCUGUACCGGCACCAUCCACAGGCAAUUCAUUAAAAAAAUAUCAUCGAGUCAUUUCCUGGU